GCGUGACCCGCGCCGGCCAACCUGCGCGCGGGGGUUUGGGGGCAAACCGCGGCCCCGCGAGCAGCCGCGGCGGGAGAGCGGUGGGCCGAGAGCGUGAGUCGCCCGCUCGGCGCUGCCUGCUGCCCCGCCGCCCGCCGUCCGCCGAGUGCAGCCAUGUCCGAGGAGAAGCCCAAGGAGGGAGUGAAGACGGAGAACGACCACAUCAACCUGAAGGUGGCCGGGCAGGACGGCUCCGUCGUCCAGUUCAAGAUCAAGAGGCACACGCCGCUCAGCAAGCUGAUGAAGGCCUACUGCGAGCGCCAGGGCUUGUCAAUGAGACAGAUUCGAUUCAGGUUUGAUGGGCAACCAAUUAAUGAAACAGACACCCCAGCACAGCUGGAGAUGGAGGAUGAAGACACCAUCGACGUGUUCCAGCAGCAGACGGGGGGGUCCGGGGCGGCCGGCUGCCUCUGGGGUACAGCCUCUAGAGCCACCAUCCCCUCGUGCCACUGCGCUCGUGUUCGCUACUGAACAGUGGAGGUGUGGCCAUGCCCACACCAGGGGGGCUCAGACACCGAGGACAUUCCCCAGAAGGACUUUGCUCUCGGAUGUACGUCAGUGCGGCCG
Messenger RNA from Kogia breviceps (pygmy sperm whale), 606 nucleotides. RefSeq names its product small ubiquitin like modifier 3 (gene SUMO3). Gene Ontology annotation, molecular function: protein tag activity; ubiquitin-like protein ligase binding. Gene Ontology annotation, biological process: protein sumoylation. Lineage: Eukaryota; Metazoa; Chordata; Mammalia; Artiodactyla; Physeteridae. The record is from RefSeq and is a predicted model, not a curated record. Gene Ontology annotation, cellular component: nucleus.